AUGAUUAGUCAUCAUAUACCACAUCAUGAUGUUACAGAUGAAGAUCAAAGACAAUAUAAUAAAAUAUUUAAGGAGUUCUUAUUCAACAUUCCUCACAAUAUGAAUCCAUUUGCACCACAAAUGGAGGAUAAAAAGUCAGAGUUUAUUGUGGAAUAUCAUUGGAGAAGUACUUUACACCCAAUUCCAACGACAGCAAAUACUUUAUAUAUAUGUUUUAAUCAUCCAAUUCCACCAAAUACCAUACCAAAUAAUAUUAUUAUUUUAUGUUUUUUAUGUGAAAAUAAAACUGGUAUUAGUAAGGGUCCAGAUUUCAAUCAAAAUAUUGACCCAGGAGUUAUUCCAAACUCUGUUCGUUAUAUUUAUUUUAUUAAUGGGCAGUAUAAUAAACCAUUAAUGGCAGGUGCACUUCCAAACUCUGUAGAAUAUUUAUUCCUUAGUGAUGGAUUCAAUCAACCAUUCAAAGUUGGAGAUUUACCUUCAAAUUUAUGUAUUUUAGAGACAGGUGACGAAUUUAAUCAACCAUUUGAUGCAGCAGCACUUCCACCAACAUUAAAAAGUUUAUUUUUAGGUAAAGGAUAUAAUCAACCAAUGGACUUUGCUCAUCUAAUAAAUAUUACUUGUUUAGUUUAUGAUGAAGGAUCCAUUUCAGAACAUCCAAUUAUCAGUUUGCCACCAAAACUCGAAUUCCUUUUACUACCAGAUAGUUUCAAUCAUUAUAUCCCAGUUGGUCUAUUACCAAAGACUCUUAGAACUCUUACCUUUGGCGAUACUUUUAACUCACCAAUUGUACCAAAGAGUUUACCAAAUUCAUUAGAAAGCAUUAAUCUUGGAAAGUCAUACAAUUUACCAUUUGACCCCAAUGCUCUUCCAAAGUCUUUGAAAUCAAUCUCUUUUCAUCAAUACUCUGAAUUUAAUCAUCCAUUAGAGAAUAUUCCAAACUAUGUUCAUUCAAUUGAACUUGGUCAACAAUUUAAUCAACCAAUUACCCAACUCCCAUCUCACUUACGUUAUAUGAAAUUUGGUCAAAAGUUUAAUCAAAAUUUAGAAGGUGUUUUACCAUCAAAUCUCACUCAUCUCUAUUUAGGUGUCCACUAUAAAAAAUUAUUAACUCCCGGUACUUUACCAGAAUCUUUAAAGGUUUUGGUAAUGAACGGUUAUACUAAAAAAAUUCCUGCAGGUGUUAUUCCUCCAAAUUGUAAAUUUACAAAAAAUCCAAAAGCUACAAAUUGUUCAGUAAUGUAA
Molecule: messenger RNA, 1242 nt
Organism: Dictyostelium purpureum
Lineage: Eukaryota; Evosea; Eumycetozoa; Dictyosteliales; Dictyosteliaceae
Exons: 2
Coding region: 1-1242 (413 amino acids)
Source: RefSeq, a predicted model, not a curated record